AUGGCCGCCAAGAGGUCUGUUUCACCCGGACCCAUUGACCUGAUGAAGGAAAUAAUGAGAUUAAUUGCUGAACCAAAUUCGGUCAACAACAAAAAAAGACUGGAAGUUGCUUAUUUUCAACAUCCAUCUAAGACGGUUGAUCCAACAACUUGUGAUUUAUGUAGCGAAAGUUCAGGAUUCGUAUGCAGCAGCCAGUAUCAAAAAGGCUUAAAUCAACAGUAA
This is a messenger RNA of Macrosiphum euphorbiae (potato aphid), 222 nucleotides long. NCBI's taxonomy places the organism in Eukaryota, Metazoa, Arthropoda, Insecta, Hemiptera, Aphididae. The record is from the annotation of a GenBank genome assembly.